Molecule: messenger RNA, 516 nt
Organism: Penicillium angulare
Lineage: Eukaryota; Fungi; Ascomycota; Eurotiomycetes; Eurotiales; Aspergillaceae
Exons: 1
Coding region: 1-516 (171 amino acids)
Source: RefSeq, a predicted model, not a curated record
AUGGAGCUGGAAACACCACAGUCAGAGACAUUGGAUCAAGAUAUGGUAGACCAAAAUAAUACCUCUAGUGAAGGCGAUGGUCUUGCUGCACUACCCAAUGAGCGGGUCUCGAGCGAAUUGGCGAUUGUCCCUACACAUGCCCGCCAUGGUUCCUUUCACCAACAGGCCGAAGAUGAAAUGAGUGAUUGCACAAGAGUUUCCUUCGAGGCGAUCUCACGAGAGGCAAGCCCAGUAGACCGAGCAAUUAGCGACGUCAUAGAUUGGGAAGAUGGUUUUCAAGAUCAAAGGCGGAUCAAUAAUACCUCACGGCCUAGCUCAGCAGGGCCGGGGGAUGGAAACCUGUCAGAUUCUGGUGAACAUGACAGGGGACAGGGAAUAGAUCUGUUUAUUGCUAAUUUAAGGCGAGCUAGGGAAGAAGAGGAAAAGCUGGAAGAAGAUUCAGUGUCUGAGUGGCUUGACGACGAGUUGGACAGUGAGACAGGCCGGCUACCUGAGCAGCCUGACCACUUGAAUUAA